AGGACAAAUACGCAACGUGUGUCAAGUGGUCAAGAGAAGGUGAAUGCCAGAAGAACAAGAAUUGGAUGUCGAAACACUGCGGGAGGAGCUGCAAGAUAUGCCCUGUGACAGUGAAUUGUAAAGAUUUGAAGUCGAGAGUUCAAUGUCUAGUAUGGGCUGAGAAAGGGCAUUGCAAAAAAAGCAAAGUUUGGAUGUACAAGAACUGCCCAAAAAGCUGCGGGAGAUGUUUAGCUGCUGAGUGUAAAGAUUCAAACAAACUUUGUUCAUUCUGGGCAAAGAUAGGAGAGUGCAGUAAAAACAAGCCCUACAUGCAUAAACAUUGUCAAAAAAGCUGCGGCAUAUGCAAAGCUUCUCAGUGUGAUGAUUCUGCCUCUGUAAAGCAAAAUUGUCCACAGUGGGCCAAGAAAGGAGAGUGUAAUAAAAAUAAGGUCUGGAUGUAUACAAAUUGCCCAAUGAGCUGCAACAUAUGUUAAGAUUCCAAUUUCCUUUUUUUUUUCAGUCUAAAAUAUCUAAAUAUCUAAAAAUCCGGCACAAAUUCCAAAGGAUAUAAUAUGGUGGCUGGCUUGAUGUUAUUAUCUUGCAUCUAUUUAAUCACAGAGGACUCCGUCAAAGAGAUUUAAAUGAAAUAAAUUACAGUGAUAU
Messenger RNA from Exaiptasia diaphana, 642 nucleotides. RefSeq names its product putative tyrosinase-like protein tyr-3. The record is from RefSeq and is a predicted model, not a curated record. NCBI's taxonomy places the organism in Eukaryota, Metazoa, Cnidaria, Anthozoa, Actiniaria, Aiptasiidae. The transcript has 5 exons. Bases 66 to 473 code for a protein of 135 amino acids.